GAGCGUUCCUUCUGAUUUGACUUCCGGUGAAAAAUAUUUUACCUUUAGGCUUUUGCAUUCACACCUCAGAUAUCCAUUUUACAUGUUUCAAAAUGAUAAUUCUCCUAAACAAGUAUUUAUCGAACGAGUUCCAUGGGAAAUGGUUAAUCCUUUACUCAACAAAGGUAUUUCGAGCGUUCUUACAAUUCUAAAGCGUUCAAAACGACGCCGCAAAAGAAAUUCUGCAAGAAAACGAGUGCUUCUCUGUCAAACUGAUCUUAAGGUGCUUUUUCCAUCUUCUGAGUGCCAAGACAAAAAAAAAACAAACACGUGUAUUAGGUCGCCAAUAACUUUGCUGAUUGAAGGGAAAAAAAUGAUUGAAGAGUUAAGCGAAGAAUUAACAUCUGAUGCAUCAUCACUUUCUUCUGGAGUUUCUUCCUCUUCCAUGAACAGUAAGAUGCUGGGUACUUUAAAUUUUUUACGGAGUGAAUUCAAGACCUGUAGCAGCUUGCUUGGCGCUUUCAUGCAAUCUCAAGUGCAGAUUCCUCUCGAAAAAGCUGGUAAUGAUAGUUAUGUGAAUGAGUUGGCCAAACAUGCUAAUUCAUUUGGAUUAUCCGUUUGGGGACUGCUGAUAGUGCCUUUCAACUAUUUGGAGCGUAUGAUGAAAUCAUCUGGAGAGUUUGAACAGCUUUUUAUAAAAUUUUCUCAUCGCAUUAAUGAUGUUCGCCAGUUUAUUUCCUCUGUCAAAAGGUAUCAAUUUCCUGACUACGAUGAGAAGUUAGAAUUUCUUGUUGGUAGCAUGAAACAAGGGGUUACUUGCAAUCAGAAGUGUAUUAGUUACUCUCUCGAACGCCAGAUGGAGCGUCAGUGUAGAAAAAGGAACAUAUUUCAUUACACAUCAAUAGAAAGUAUUCUUCAACAAUGGAACGCUAAUUUUGAGAACGAAAAUUUAACGUUUGUACCGAAUGAAUAUCGCCCACUGGUUGCUCGCUGGAUUAAAUGGUCUUUGAUGAUUAAUAAACUUCGGGAGACGUUAGCCAGUCAAACUUCUAUUGGUGUUGUUGGACUGAUAAACUCUGGAAAAUCAAAACUUGUUAACUCAAUGUUUGAAGUAAUGACGGUGACUGGCACCACAGAUCAGAAGCGAACCACCGUUCCGUUGAUUUACAACUUGGAUAAGCACUUAAAAGGUUUAGAUGUCAUUGAUUUUCCUGGUGUGGAUGAUCGUGAUGAGACAAUUCCUGAGUUGGCAAAAUUAUUGUUAAGUUUGACUCGGAUUGUUGUAUUUGUUGUUGAUUACAGAAAAGCUCAUUCCGAGUCAUCAAAACAAUGGCUUUCUAUACUCGAGAAAGAAAACGUACCUGUUCUUGUUUGUUUAACAUUUGGUGACAGACUUUUCGUUGAAUUAAUGGGUAAAAAGGGAAAUUGUGACGUUGACACGAUAAAAGCGGGCGUGGAAAAUGAAGUGGAAACAAUCAAAAAGAAAAUUGGAUUUCCAGAAAGCAGCCAUCAACGUGAUUUUAAACUGUCAGUGUUGUCCUUUGACUACGAUUCCUACCUCAAUUCUGAGGAGUGGAAAGCAAAGCUGCGUAAAGUUGGUCUUUGUGAUGAACUUGAUGUGGGUCGUUGGAUCGCAGAGAAAUUGGAGGAUCAGUACGAGCUACAUGAUCUCUCACAGACUUUUUUAAAAUAUAUCGAGAACAAAGAAAGCAGCACUUUACAUCCAUGUCUGCAAAACAAGGAAACGAUAAAGACUAGAAAACAAAGAAAAAGUGGAAAGAAAGCAAAAGAAAAGGAAAAAUGAAAUCGAUUCAUGAAGAUUUUUUAUCAAACAAUCGAGCAUCUGUAACCUCUAACAAUCGUUGUUACGGAAACAUGCGUUUAAUUUACAAUUUGCAACUAUAGUACUCUUUACAUAGUAAAUAAAUUUGACUCGCGUGUUAUUGUUCCAAUAUAAUAAGAUGACGAUUUUUUCAAUGAAACAGAAGUGUUGAUACGUGAGAGCACAUUCAUCCAUCGAAACUUAUUCAAAGUGUUAAUGAAAAUUCUAUAUCUAAAUUAUAUUUUAAUGAAAAGAAAGGCUUUUUUUAGCAGAGAA
Xenia sp. Carnegie-2017 is the source of this 2077-nucleotide messenger RNA. RefSeq lists its product as uncharacterized. Gene Ontology annotation, molecular function: GTP binding. The coding region runs from base 83 to 1783 and encodes 566 amino acids. The transcript is spliced from 6 exons. Lineage: Eukaryota; Metazoa; Cnidaria; Anthozoa; Malacalcyonacea; Xeniidae. The record is from RefSeq and is a predicted model, not a curated record.